Trichoderma breve is the source of this 1527-nucleotide messenger RNA. RefSeq names its product cytochrome p450 domain-containing protein. NCBI's taxonomy places the organism in Eukaryota, Fungi, Ascomycota, Sordariomycetes, Hypocreales, Hypocreaceae. The coding region runs from base 1 to 1527 and encodes 508 amino acids. Gene Ontology annotation, molecular function: oxidoreductase activity, acting on paired donors, with incorporation or reduction of molecular oxygen; iron ion binding; heme binding. The record is from RefSeq and is a predicted model, not a curated record. The transcript is spliced from 9 exons.
AUGGAAGCGCUGUUAUCGCAGCCCAUUGCGACGACUGCCCUUGUGGCUACAGUCUUAUUCUCUUUCAUCUAUAAUGUAUAUCUCGUGAUAUAUCGUCUGUGGUUUUCGCCUCUAGCCAAAUUCCCAGGUCCUAAAUUUGCUGCGGCCUCCUUCUGGUAUGAAUUUUACUAUGACUACUGGCUGGAUGGCAAAUACCUAUUUGAAGUUGAGAAAAUGCAUAAAAAAUAUGGCCCUAUUGUUCGAGUGAAUCCGGAUGAGCUAUCUAUUCACGAUCCAGAGUUUUACAAUGAGAUAUAUGUCACAGAGAGCAAACGGCGAACUAACAGCUAUGAUGUAUUUUGCAAAGGCAUCGACUUUGACGCAGACCACGAUCUGCACAGAAAGAGGAGAAAGCCAAUGGAAGGUUUCUUUUCGCGGAAAGGAAUUACACAGUUACAGCCAAUGCUUGCUGAGGUUGCCCUACACCUCGAAUCUCGUUUCAGAGAGCUGGAAGGUAAAAAUGCAGUGAUUCGAUUGGACCAUGCCUUUUCUGCCUUUUCGGGUGAUAUUAUUGGAAGAAUCUGCCUUGGUACUGGCGAUAGAGGCUCUCACGGCGAUCGGUUUCUCGAUACUCCCGACUUUGCUUCUGAUUGGUAUAAUAUUAUUCACGCCAUUGUGAGAUCUAUCCCGCUGUUUACAGGAUUUCCUCAGAUUAUCCAAGUUUUGAGUCUCCUUCCGGAGAGUCUAUUGCUUUGGGUCUACCCAAAAGGGCAAAUGUUUAACAUAUUCCGACAAAGAGCAUUGCAGCAAAUACGGCUUGCAAACAGUGAGCAAUCCAAAGGCGAGGAUAGUGGAAUCUCUAUUUUCCGGCACAUUGCAAAUAGCGAUAUGCCGGAGGAAGAGAGAACCGAAGAACGACUGGCCAAGGAAGCCCAGGUCCUUCUUGGAGGCGGUACAGCGAGUACUGCUCGCACUAUUGGCUUUGCCUCCUUCUACAUUCUCUCUAGGCCUGAGUUGAGAAGCAAGCUUGAAGCUGAGCUGAAGGGACCGAUGGCCAACUGGCCCGAGCAAGUUCCAACCUGGGCAGAACUGGAGCAGCUGCCGCUCUUGCAAGGAAUCAUCAAGGAAUCCCUGAGACUCAGCUAUGGCGUCAUGCAUCGCUUGCCAAGAGUAUUUCCCGACCAGGCUAUUCAGUACAAAGAUUUUGUGAUACCUCCAGGGAUCCCCGUGGGCAUGUCUGCAUACUUGAUGCAUUCAGACCCUGAGGUAUAUCCAAAUCCGGGCGAGUUUAUACCCGAACGGUGGGUUCAUGAUGUGAAACCUGCCAUGCAUCGGUCGUAUGUGCCAUUUUGUCGUGGGUCAAGAAAUUGUCUGGGAAUGAAUCUGGCUAUGGCGGAGAUGAGUCUUGUUUUGGCAGUUCUCUAUCGCUCCAAUGGGCCAAAAUUAGAACUAUACGAGACGGACGAGAGUGAUGUGAAGCAAGCGCAUGACUUCUUGAUUCCCCUUCCAAAACUUAGCACCAAGGGUGUGCGUGCCUUGAUUCGUUAG